AUGCUGUCCCGCACCAUCCUCAUUGCCCUCGUCAGUGCCGCCUGCUUCGCGACCGUCAACGCGCAGACCUGCAGCGCUGUCAACAAGAAAUGCUGCCAGCAGCUCCAGAACGCGAAAAGCCUUAAUGCCGAUGCCUUGAGCCUGCUCCGACUGUUGAACGUGGACGUUAAUACCUUGACCGGCAGUGUCGGUCUGACCUGUAACCCAGGCACCAAUAUUGUCAGCGGUAGCUGUGAUGCGAAAGCUGCGUGCUGCACUGGCAAUAACUACAACGGAGUCAUUGUUCUUGGCUGCACCCAGAUCCAGCUGUAG
Messenger RNA from Aspergillus novofumigatus IBT 16806, 312 nucleotides. RefSeq names its product hydrophobin family protein. The transcript has 3 exons. The record is from RefSeq and is a predicted model, not a curated record. Gene Ontology annotation, cellular component: fungal-type cell wall. Lineage: Eukaryota; Fungi; Ascomycota; Eurotiomycetes; Eurotiales; Aspergillaceae. Gene Ontology annotation, molecular function: structural constituent of cell wall. Bases 1 to 312 code for a protein of 103 amino acids.